CCGAAACCCCACAUAAAUCUCGCAGUGAUGGCUGCGCCGCCCGAUACGGAGAGUUUGGAGUCUCGUAUCAACAGAGCUACAAACCCACUUAACAGAGACACAGACUGGAGCAGCAUCCAUGCCUUCUGCGACCAGCUCAACAAUGAUUUGGAGGGACCCCAGCUGGCCACCAGACUCCUGGCCCACAAGAUCCAGUCUCCACAGGAGUGGGAGGCCAUGCAGGCCCUGCUGGUUCUGGAGACGUGUAUGAAAAGCUGUGGGAAAAGGUUUCACAGUGAAGUGGGCAAGUUCCGUUUUCUCAAUGAACUCAUCAAAGUAGUUUCUCCAAAGUACCUGGGCUCACGGUCACCAGAGCCCGUAAAAAAGAAGGUUCUAGAGUUGAUCUAUAGCUGGACUUUGGGAUUACCGGACGAGGCCAAGAUCUCCGAUGCCUAUCAGAUGCUGAAGAAACAAGGUAUUAUUAAACAAGAUCCAGAGCUGCCACCUGACAAACUACUGAACCUUCCCCCACCCAGACCCAAGAAUGCCAUUUUUGAGGACGAAGAAAAGUCAAAAAUGCUGUCCCGCCUGUUGAAUAGCUCGCACCCCGAGGACCUGAAAGCCGCCAACAAACUCAUCAAGGAAAUGGUCCAAGAGGAUCAGAAGCGAGCAGAGAAAGUGUCGAAGCGGGUGAACGCCAUUCAGGAGGUGAAGGAGAGCGUCACUCUGCUGACUCAGCUUCUGCAGGACUAUGACAGCAACGCAGACAAUCAGAGCAACGCUGAACUCAUACAGGACCUGUACCAGCGCUGUGAGAAAAUGAGACCUACACUGUUCAGACUGGCAAGUGAUACGGAGGACAACGAUGAAGCUCUAGCUGAGAUCCUGCAGGCCAACGACAGCCUGACUCAAGUCAUCAACCAGUACAAACAGCAGGUGAAGGGGGAGAUCGUAAACGGCAACAACACAUUAAACGCUCAGAAACAAACAGGAGGGACAGCACUGCUAGAUCUGUCAGGACUGGACACAUCGCCACAGUCGCCUCCGUCCUUCCCAGAGUUCCCCACUCCGACAGACAGCCUCAACGCCCCCUCGCAAGAGAUGGGGAUCAGUCUGCUCGACGAUGAGCUCAUGUCACUCGGUUUAAGUGAAGGUACGCACACCUCCAACCCUCCGUCACAGCCUGAGGACUCCACAGCCUGGGACUCCUUCCAGUCCUCUGACAGCAUAGAUGCAGACCUCCCAGCAGCACCCAGUCUCCUCCUGAGUCCAGACCCAGCCUCCCACUCUCAGCCCCUCUCGUCUGGCUCCACCCCCGGGAACUCGGCCCUGGACGAGCUGGACCUGCUGGGGAAGACACUGAUGCAGCAGUCCCUGCCUCCAGAGGGCCUGCAGGUCAAAUGGGACAAGCAGCAGUGCAAACCGACUCUGAGAGAUCUCCAGAGCAAGUCUGGGUCCGGCAUUACCCCGAACCCCAUCCCAACCUUCACUGCUGAACAACCCGCACCUCUCCUCAACUCUCAGCCCAGCCUUGCAGCAACGUUGUUGGACAUGUCUCCCACUCACGCUGAGACUCCUCCUCCUCCAGAAGUCACCCUGACUGAUGUUUUUGUACCGCUAGAAUCCAUUAAGCCCAGUAGUCUGUUACCCGUGACUGUGUUUGACGGACACAGUCUGAGGGUUCUCUUUCACUUUGCUCGCGACUCGCCUCCGUCUCGUCCUGAUGUGCUGGUGGUGAUCAUCUCUAUGUUGUCAUCUGCUCCUGUGCCCGUCAGUGACAUAAACUUCCAGACCACGGCUCCAAAGUCGAUGGCAGUGAAGCUGCAGCCCCCAUCAGGGACAGAGCUCCCGGCUUUUAACCCCAUCCUUCCACCUGCUGCUGUCACACAGAUCCUGCUGCUGGCAAACCCAAACAAGGAGAAAGUGCAGCUGCAGUACAGAUUAACCUUCACCAUGGGAGAGCAGCAGCACAGCGAGAGCGGCAGUCUAGAACAAUUUCCUCCCCCAGAGACGUGGGGGAACCUAUAGCAUUUAAACCAACCACAACCUGACAGACUCUGCUUUCAGACUUCCUAAACCAACUUUCCAACUCAACACUGCAUACGCCCGAUUUCCUUUGUAAACACAUAGUACUUUCUUUGAUUGGUAUCGAUUCUUUUCCUUGGAUUACGCUCAUGCUCAGUGUCACGUGCGUAUGCUUUGCUCUAAAUGUGCGUCUAGGUCUAGUCUGCUGUGUGUGGCGGCUUCAAAACAAACCUGCAAAAGCUGUUGCAGACUUGUAUCGUUUAACAGACAGUGCUCCAAAGGAAGAAAACUACAUCAAAUGUGCGCAUAGUCGCUCAUUUGGUUUCCUUGAUGUUUUUCCAAUUUGGGGAACAAAGUCAGUUUUAAUCAAUUUUCAGUUGCGUUUACCCUCACUUCUGCAUGCACUUCCAACAUGGGUCACAAUGUUUGCAAAAUCCAGCACACAAAGAGAGAAAGGAUGUAAGAAUUACAUAGACACAGCUCAUUUUAGUUAGCAAGACAAAGCUAUACUUAAUCAACGUUUUGUGGUGUGUUUUGUGAUGAAUGAUGACAGAGUCCACUUUUUGAUUUGCACAGAGAAUGAUUUUUUGAUUGUACUGUUUUUCUGUCUUUUCCUCAUCUUGUGUUAAAAAAAUUACUGUAACAUCAGAGUUGUGUAUCAUCUGCCAUAUGUGCCUAUUUUGCAGUUCUGACAUUUAACUACUUGUGAGUUUGUUUUUCUCAUCUGUUACAGAUAUAUUAUGUUUGUCUGGGAUACAGAUCAGCUACGGACUAACCUUAAAUUAAUAUAUUCAAAGCAUUUUCAAUAGGGUAUGAGUUGAAUUUUGACUAAUCUUUUCUUUAGCUUGUGAUUUAAGUUAAUAUUUCAGCAUUUAUUGGGUGAAUAUGGAAAACUUGAGCACAUGCAAUCUGAGAUUAACCUGAGUGUUUCGAGCACACAGUUUCUCUCAAACAUGUUCAACUUGUUUCUACAGUCUGCGAUGCAUGUGAGCCACGCUGAUCACUUCCUCCCCCCCACAGGCUCUCGAUCACAUUCCGCUGCACUAAUCUCCAAUUCGACUGCUUUGUAAAUACCAAUGACGGCGGUCCUCUUGUGUACAUUUGAGUUGUGCAAUGUGCAAGAGCAUAACACUGGUAAAAUAUUCCAAAUGGGUAAUAAAGUUUUUUUUCUUGGUGACCUGAAGUGCAAUCAUUUUUGUUGCUCAACAAGUUUUACCUCUCACCACACAGAAACUACACACCUAAAGCUACCGUCAUCCUCCAGCAUCAAUGAUUCAAAGAGUACAUAAUGAUACAUUGAAGAGCUUUAUUAAACUGUAAAAAUGACCUAUUUGCUAGGAAAACUUCAAUCAUCACUGCUGCAAAGACUUGCUCAUACUGGUAGUUAACAAAAAAAAGGGUAAUCUGUGGUGGGUCGCAAGAGAUUUCAAACCACAUGAAUUUGGAAAUGUGAAGGAAAAGCUUAUUUAUAUGCAUGUGACUUUAACUGCUGCCAUGGCUACACAAAG
This is a messenger RNA of Plectropomus leopardus (leopard coralgrouper), 3512 nucleotides long. Lineage: Eukaryota; Metazoa; Chordata; Actinopteri; Perciformes; Serranidae. The record is from RefSeq and is a predicted model, not a curated record.